GGUAGUUGUUGAACUCUAGUUGUUGAGCUAGCGGCAGCAAAAAAAAACUGGUGCUUUCAUCAAUCUGAUGAUGGUUUGAGAUAGCGAAGCGCUUCGUUCGAGUUCAUGUACUUGGGUUGGGUGUAUUGGUUAUGAUGGGUAUCUGAACCUCGUCCUUUCUUCGAGAGGAAGAUCGGAAUUUGUGAGUACACAGCAUUGGCCUAAAAUGCACGGAGCCGGUUCGGGUUCGGGUUCGGGAUUCUGCUGGUUUAUUGAUAAAAAUGGUUAUUUAUUCUGUACAUUUUAGGGGGCUGAUUUCGGAAGACUGAUCGAGUUUCGAAGAUGAGUAGUAAUACCACGUUGACAUGGAUAAGCUCUGUUAAGAUGCAAUGAUUCUCGAUUUCCGACCAUGUGUCGAUCUGUGGAUCUUGUGUUAUUACCUGAACUCUGACAUCUUCCAGUAGAAUAACUUCAGAGGUUGGCUCUGAAUGUCGGAAAAGAACGAAGAACGGUUUUAUCUCCUUCCUCUCUGUUGAUCUACGUAGUUUCACACAGGUCGAUGAAGUUUGGAUGCGCUUCUCUCUUUCCACCCUAUGCCUAUCUUGAAUGAGGAUGACGGGAAGAUCUCGUAUACCGUUCUCAUGGCUCGGGUGUUGGGAGUGCCUGGAGACAAAAUGCCUCUGCCUUAAUUGUGGGGUUCAUAUCUGAUAUUGCUCUGGAGACUGACCGCCUCUUUGAGGCCUCCCAUAUCAUUUACAUCUUCUUAUAAAAGGUUAACUGUGAAAGUCUGAGCUCUUUAUCCGUCAGAAGAUUGUUGAAUCAACAUGGAAGAUCUUUCUGGGAAUCAUCCUGCCUCCAUCGUGCACCUGCCCGAUGAUUGCCUCAUCUAUAUUUUUCAAAGGCUAAAGAACAGUACUGAUCGUGCAUCGUUUGGCUUAACGUGUCGUCGCUUGCUUCAUGUUCAGAAUAUUUGCCGUAGAUCAUUACAAUUUGAUUGUUCAUUCACCCUCUUGAAGCUUUCUCCAUCGCACCCCAAUCUUAACGUCAAGUCUUUCCAUCUUAAUAGACUACUUGGACGUUUUCAGCAUCUACAGUCUUUGUCUCUUUCAGGCUGCACAGAAUUACCUGAUUCAGGCUUGGCCCCAUUGCGAUCCUAUGGUUCAAAUAUUCGAAGUCUGUAUCUUGAUUGCUGUUUUGGAAUUACUGACCAUGGAGUGUCUGCAAUCGCUGCUGGCUGUCGAUCUUUAACCGUAAUCAGCCUUUACCGCUGCAAUAUUACUGAUGUUGGGUUAGAAACUUUGGCUAGUGGUUGCUCAGAUCUGCAGAAGGUGAAUCUCACAUAUUGUUCGCUUAUUAGCGACUGUGGUUUAAGAGCUCUAUCACAAGGAUGCCACAAUCUCAGGGCCAUCAAGAUUGCACAUUGUAGGGAUGUAACUGGUGUCGGAAUUAGAGGUUGUUCGCCAACACUGAUAUAUGUAGAUGCCGAGUCCUGUAAGCUUGACACAGAGGGAAUAACAGGAAUCGUGAGUGGUGGCGGGCUUGAAUAUCUGAAUAUUGGCAGCGUUGGCUGGUGGCUUGGUCCUGAUAGUUUCGUUGCAAUUGGCUCAGGGUUUGCUCAAAGGCUGAAAAUUCUUAACCUCCGAUUGUGCAGAUCUAUUGGUGAUGAAUCUGCUGCAGCAAUCGCGAGGGGUUGUCCGUUACUACAGGAGUGGAACUUGGCAUUGUGCCAUGGGAUCAAGACGCCAGGGUGGCAAGCUAUCGGGUUGCACUGUAAUAACCUCGAGAAGCUUCAUGUGAACCGAUGUCGGAAUCUAUGUGACCCGGGGCUUGAGGCACUGAGAAGGGGGUGCAAGAAGCUCACUGUUCUUUAUAUCGGCCGGGGUUCUCGCGUCUCGGGUGUCGCAAUAGAACUGUUCAAAAUGCUCAGACAUGGCGUUGAGAUCAAGGACGAAGAGGUAAUGUGCCUAGCACCUGAGCGGGCAGCUUCAUGGUAACGCAUACACGAUUCGUUCUCCAGUGACUUUCGACAUUAAGAUGUAUCGAGUCAGAACAUGGGGAGGGAGGCGUUGAUCUAAUGGAUCCUCUUGGUUUGGUGCUUGUUUUCUUUGGUAAUUGAGAUCAUUCCAGUCUGAUCAAAUUUUGGUGCACUGAGAAGCUUCCUUUCGUCCAAGCGUAACUUUGGAAGUGGCGAUUCAUUCUUUAUCUGUUGCACAUCUGAACCCGCCGGUGUCCUGCCGGACUGAAUUAGAACUUUCCGAAUGAGCCAUUAUCAUUCAAGGUAUCACCUUCUAUAAUCAGUGAACAUCAAGGACACUCAAAAACUGUUGCUCUGCGAUAUCAAAUUUUCCAACCAAUCAACCUGGUCAUAGCCAACCUGACCAAUCUGUUUUGAUGUUCAUUGAUCGCUUGACCUGAGAUUUCCAGUACUGGUCAAUGCAUCUUCCAUAUUAUACAUAUUAUAAGUACAUUUAGAGGAGUUCAUGAUAGUACUGUUAGCAUCUACUUUUGCUCUUAAUCAACAAGAUUUGAAAGAAAAACAAACAAUAAAGCUGCUUUCUGUGAUGUUAA
Syzygium oleosum is the source of this 2547-nucleotide messenger RNA. Its product is annotated as F-box/LRR-repeat protein 12-like. Gene Ontology annotation, cellular component: SCF ubiquitin ligase complex. Bases 804 to 1973 code for a protein of 389 amino acids. The record is from RefSeq and is a predicted model, not a curated record. The transcript is spliced from 2 exons. Gene Ontology annotation, biological process: SCF-dependent proteasomal ubiquitin-dependent protein catabolic process. Lineage: Eukaryota; Viridiplantae; Streptophyta; Magnoliopsida; Myrtales; Myrtaceae. Gene Ontology annotation, molecular function: protein binding.